AUGCCUGGAGCAAGGAGGGGAGAACUAGCCCGGCAGAAAUCAGAGCAGGAGGAGCUGUCCACGGUGUCUGCGCUGAGCUCCACGGCCUGGCAAUGGGAGUCCCCAGAGCCAUCCUGCUCUGCCUCUUUGGGUCUGUUCUCUGCCUGACAGGGUCCCAAGCCCUGCAAUGCUACAGCUUUCAACAUAUCUACUUCGGGCCCUUUGACCUCAGUAACAUGAAACUCGCCAGCAUCUCCUGUCCGGAUGGAUGCUCGGAGGCCGUCUUGUCGCUGGACACUGGGUACCGCGCCUCGGUGACCCUGGUGCAGAAGGGCUGCUGGACCGGCCCGCCCAGGGGCCAGAUGCAGUCCAACGAGGACGCGCUGCCGCCCGACUACUCGGUGAUUCGCGGCUGCACGACCGACUGGUGCAACGCCGUCUACAUGACCCACGACACGGUCCCCAACCUGAGCCCAGCGCCCAACCCGCCCACGCUCAGCGGCACCGAGUGCUACGCCUGCGUGGGGACCCGCCCGGAGGACUGCGCCCCGAGGAGGUCCCGGCGCGUCCAGUGCCACCAGGACCAAAGCGUCUGCUUCCAGGGCAACGGCGAAAUGAGCGUUGACAAUUUCACGGUCCCUGUGUACAUCAGAACCUGCCACCGGCCCUCCUGCACCAUCAUGGGCACCACCAGCCCCUGGACAGACAUCGACCUCCAGGGCUUCUGCUGUGAGGGGCCCCUGUGCAACGGGGGCUCCGUGACCCAGCCCUUCACCAUUGCCUCGGCCACCGCGCCGCCCCUGGCCCCGCACUUCCUGGCCCUGCUCCUCGCAGUUCCUCUGCUGGUGGGCACGCUGGGGGGACCCCUCCGCCUCUCCCCAUAGGCAGCCCCUCCGGCCUCUUCGUGAGCAGGAUGCUGGGGGCCGGGCACGCCCUCUCCCUCCCCCCACUGCUUCAGCCCCUGUACUGUGGGAAAUAACAAAAAUAUAGCUUCCUUCCUGUCUCUCCCUCGCACUUCCCUGUGCUGCCCCACCCUCACCUGCUCAGCAGGCCCAGGGUGGGGAGACACAACCACAUCCUGCAGGGCAUGAAGAGCAAACCUGACAAUAGAUAGUAUGUGCUGAGCACCAGCGAGGCCCAGCACCCCAUGACCCCAUCCCUGUGCUCCCAACUUAGGGCCGCUGGGGCAGGCAGCCAGGAUGAUGUCUUUAUUAUCAUCAGAGAGGCUCCAGAGGCAGUUAUCGUAAAAGCUCGGAGCCCAGGCUCUGGAGCCAGGCCGAAUGGGUCCCAGCUCUACCUUUUAGCCUGUGGGGAACUUGGGCGCGUUACUUAACCUCCUGCACCUGCGUUUCCUCACCUGUAAAGCAGAAGUGACAAUAAAACCUACGAUG
Molecule: messenger RNA, 1370 nt
Organism: Pipistrellus kuhlii (Kuhl's pipistrelle)
Lineage: Eukaryota; Metazoa; Chordata; Mammalia; Chiroptera; Vespertilionidae
Gene: LYPD5
Product: LY6/PLAUR domain containing 5
Exons: 5
Coding region: 93-863 (256 amino acids)
Cellular component (GO): plasma membrane
Source: RefSeq, a predicted model, not a curated record